CAAGACAAACAACAUGGAGCUCAGCCGCUCCGGGCCCGUUCCCGAAAGAAUCCCCGAGGAGAAACGACUGCUCCUUGGCUCCAACAGCGCCAAGCCUCGUCGCAGCAGAUGGGGUCCCGUUCGACAGCUUCUGGUGUUAUCUGCUGUUUAUAUGCUAGGAUACUCACCACUUACAGCUUUAAUGAACUUAGAAGGGAUACUUAAUCCCGAUAUAGGAUUAUACGCGCUGUUGGUGCAUUAUGGAGGGGCGCUGGUUUCGUUUUUCACUGCUCCGAUCUUGGCACGGAUUUUUGGCGCCAAGGGAUCGGUCUUGUUGGGGUUGUUUGGCCAGGGUUUGUUCAUUGCCGUCCAUUUCUAUGUGGAGGUGUAUUUGUUGCUGCCCGUGUCUUUCCUCGUAGGCAUAACGCAUGCACAGAUGUGGAUCAGCAACGGGGUGUACGUCACAACUUUAGGCUUGGAAUAUUCGGAGAUCACGGGUCAGCCUCAGGACUCCGUUAUGGGUGUCUUCCAAGGCGUUUUCUUUAGCAUUUUUACCACGUGUGGAGUCUGGAGCAAUUUGGUGUCAUCAUUAGUUCUAAUAAAACCUGUAGACAAAACAGUAAACGGAUCGACAGUAGUCCCGCAGAUAGGGAAUCUAAGCGAUUUGUGUGGGCCUGCUUUUUGCCCGUGGGAAGAUACCUCCGGGACAUACAUAGAGCAACCGGAUCAGAUUUUAGUGUAUAUAAUACUUGGAGCGUUUCUUGGGUUUAUUUUGGUUGCCUUUACGGGGUGCCUUUUGCUCCUUCGGAAUAUCCAUGCCAACAAAGGGGACGCUUUAAAUGGAGCUGGUGAUUUUUGUUCGGCCAUGAUAAAGUUGCUGUGGAGUGGACGUAUGCUUCUUAUGAUCCCUGUCGUGGCAUAUAUUUCUGUUGAACAGGAGCUCAUUCAAACAGAGUUCACCAAGGCGUUUGUAAGCUGUGAGAUCGGCAUCCAGUACAAUGGCUGGUCCAUGAUCUGUUACGCCAGUGGACAAAUCAUUGGAUCCACGGUGACAGGACGAUUGCUGAAAUUCACUGGUUGGCCGAUAAUGUACGUCUUCGCCACGGCCGCCAACGCCUCCUGCUUAGCCAGCAUGUUAUUGCUGGAUUCUUCCUCCAAAACCAUGCUGUUUUACUUUCUGGUGCCCUUUGUCUGGGGGCUGGCCGAUUCCGUGUGGCUAACGCAAUCUUCAGCCGUUGUUGGACACUUCUUCCCAGAUCAGAAAUGGCCUGUUUUCGUCACCAUACGCAGCGCCAUCUAUGCUGCAAUGGCGGUCGUUUUUGCCUAUUCCAACUUUGUCUGCAUGGAUGCUAAAAUUUAUAUCGCAUUUGGCGGUGUUUUGAUAGCACUUGUAUCAUUCAUGUCUUUUACAAUGGUUCAACGGACUAAGAACAAGAAGGAAGCAUAUUGACAUCUAAUAUACCGUUUCAUGAUAUUAACUAUUUAUUUAUGUUAACCUUUUCAUGCCUGCUGAAACCCUACGGAAUAUCGUCUGGAAACAAAAUUAUCCAAGGACAUGUUACAAAAAAGACAAAAAGAGCUGUAGGUUCUACGUCAUACAUUCUUUUUCCUACAAAUAUUUAAACGAUGAAAAUUAUUUUCAUAUGAAACUCAUAUCUGUGUUUCGACAUUAUCAGGGAAAUAACGUGUCAUCGCGUAUGCAUGAAUGAAAGCAUUCUACAGCAAUGAGCUAAAUAUAAAGCACCCGGCUUCCGUGAAGCCUUUGAUACUGUUUACAGUGUAAAUGAGAAAAAU
Lingula anatina is the source of this 1773-nucleotide messenger RNA. RefSeq names its product N-acetylglucosamine transporter UNC93A. NCBI's taxonomy places the organism in Eukaryota, Metazoa, Brachiopoda, Lingulata, Lingulida, Lingulidae. The record is from RefSeq and is a predicted model, not a curated record.